Molecule: messenger RNA, 4109 nt
Organism: Dermacentor andersoni
Lineage: Eukaryota; Metazoa; Arthropoda; Arachnida; Ixodida; Ixodidae
Product: neprilysin-1-like
Biological process (GO): protein processing
Cellular component (GO): plasma membrane
Molecular function (GO): metalloendopeptidase activity
Source: RefSeq, a predicted model, not a curated record
CGCGCAGUGCUACGGUGGCCAACUACAUCGGCUGGCGCAUCGUGCAGACGAUGGGCAUUCACAGCAUGGACCGGUUUCGGCGGUCGCGCUUUCGGUUCGACCGCUACCGCUACCUGGUGCAGGACAUCAUCGAGCUGCCGCGCGAGUGCGUGCGCCUCACCACGCAGCUCAUGUACUUCGCCGUGGGCAGGCUCUACUUUGACCGGCACAUCAGCAAGCCGGCCGAGCGGUACCGCAAGGUGUACGACCUGGCAGAAGAGGUGCGAGACGCGUUCGCCGUCCUGAUCGACCUGAACACCUGGAUGGACACCGAGACCAAGGACAGGGCCCGGCAGAAGCUCCACCACCUGCAGCUUAACAUCGGCUUCCCUCCGUGGAUCCGGAGCGACCGCGACCUGGACGAGUACUACAAGGACCUGCCCGACCUCCGCAAGGAGGAGUUCUUCGUGAGCCUCCUCAAGGUGUUGCAGAUCCACAGCCGCAUCGCGUUCUCCAAGCUGCGCAACGUCAGGCGGGCUCCGGACUUCGGAUGGUACCCGGGCAGCAUCGAUGGCUCGACCUUCUACAGCCAUCUUGGCAACUAUAUUCUUUUACCGGUGGACUACAUCCAGUACCCAUUCUUUCUACUGGACAUGCCUCCACCCAUCAACUUCGGCGCCCUCGGCUCCAUCAUUGGCCAGGAAAUCACACACGGCUUCGGAGAACACGGCGCCAUGUACGAUGACCGGGGUAAACUGGUCGAGUGGUGGACGCGGCAGACGCACCGCAAGUUCAUCACAGGAUCGCGCUGCCUGCUCGAGCAGUACGACCUGUUCAGCAACCCCGUCACCGGCAAGAAGCUGAGCAUCAACGGCACGCUCGAAAUCAACAUUGCCGACAACGCCGGACUGAGGCAGGCCUUCAAGGCGUACCGCGUGUACAUGAUCAAGUACGAGGAGCUGUACGGCAUGUACGCUAUUCCCGGGACGGAGCCGUACACCAUGGACCAGAUCUUCUUCAUCGCCUACGCGCUUUCGAGGUGCGAAGUGGCCCGCAAGAGGUCCAUGUACUCGUACCUCAACCCGCGGGACACGACACCCAGUCGCUAUCGGACCAUCGUACCGCUGAUGAACUUCGAGCGGUUCUCGGAGGCGUUUGGCUGUCGCGUUGGCACCAUCAUGAACCCCGAGCAGAAGUGCAUCGUCUGGUGAUGCCUGCGGACACAGCGCCGUGGUGCACCCAAGCGAUCGCCUGACGAUCUCCCGCCUCUCGCGUGGCUUUGAAUACGCGAGCUUCAAAUAUAUGAUGUUACGAUCAUCCUACUGUCUAGCACAACCUAGAGGAGUGAGUUUUAAACUAAUGUUCAAUAACAACAUCGGGUAUAAGUUUUUACGGUGUACACCAUGAAGUAGGUAACCCAAGGACAGCAAGCCUUGUCCUUGAAAUUUCAGUUAAGAACACAUGCAGCUGCCUUUGUUUUCAUCAAAGUUGGUAAAAUGGAAUAGAAUGUGAACACUUGACAUGUAGACUGCGUAAAUCUGAUCUCUGUGGUUCAGAGCAGGACGAGGAAUGAAGCGACGCCACCACAACUUGGUCAAAACAAAAUAGAAGAAUUGGAUGUGACAAUAUAAUAGCUGCAAUAACUAAUAAUAGAUAAUGGCCAAGGUUUCAAGUAAAACAAGUUCCUCUGCCUAGCUUGUGAACUAAUGCUGCUAUUUGCACUGGAUUCUUUCCUACAUUUUGUAGACACAUUCCAAGGUCUUGCCACCGUACGCAUCUCCUGUUUUUGUUGCAUGGCACUGACACUGGCCUUUGGUGAAAGCUGUGCAAAAGGGCAUAGCAUCAAACCUAUACCAACACAAAUAUGACGUAUCGGAUAUAACAAUGUCAGUGUAAUAAUUCGGCAACAAAUGUGUGAUAUAGAGAAGUUAUUUUUGUUUUGGGUGCGAAUUUAUUGUAACGAAGUUCGACUAGCACAUACUAUAUGGUUUAAAUAUUAGUUGCACUAAUAUCCACUUGGGGUUCCCUCACAUUUUCAUGUUUUAACUACACCAUUUAUCUCCACAGUAAACUGGGUAUUCUUGUUUGCACUUAAUUUCAGGAAAAAUAAACCAGUUACAGUCCGCAUCUAAUAUUGUGCAAUUAAUGUCAUUUUUGCCCAUCCUUGUGCGUACUGUUGCGUUGUGUAUAAGCUCGAAGCUUGAGUGGACCAAUUCCAAGAGGCCAAGCACUCAGCUGAGCUUCAAUAGCGCAGUGUAUCAGCAUUUCUGCUUUUUUCCUUCAUUUAAUGUGGCUACUGCAGCCAAGAAACAAACCAGUGAACUCUUGCUCAGUGGCAGAACAGCACAGCCGUUGUGGCAGGCUAGUAAGUGAAGCAAAUGCUUUGGCACUGACCUUGAGCAACAACAUUUAAUUCAUUCGUGGGUAAUGGAAAAAUUUACUCUGAAUUGGUAGUCCUCAAUAGCAGCCCAGCAUCCCGUCACAUUAACAUUUACGUCAACAAAAUCACACCUAGAGUGUAACCCUGACGUCUUUUUGCAGAUAUUUGCUAAGAAUCUCUCGCUUCUGCAGAAAUAAGUCAUGAAAACGGGAGUGACCUAAAAUGUCAAAAAGCUUCUAAUUUGUUCAGUGCAGUCUUGUAUGCAUGCACUUGGAGGACUCCCCUCUGCCCCAGUGUUGGCCUUAAGAAGAGAAAGAGAAAGUCCAGCGACCAUAGACAGCAAGUCUUAUUUAUGAAUUGGAAUUUCUAGCAUGAAUUGCCAAAAAUGGGUAUCUGAAAAAAAAAACAUGAAGUUAGCAAUUCUGUAACACUGCACCAAGAACAAAUAUCGCAGUUCUGUAAACUGCAUCUGUUUGAGCAUUUAAUGCACACAAAAUUAAUAUAUUUUACAGCUUGAGCUUUUACUGCUUUGGAUGAAGUAUUAGGAUGUGAAAUUUACAGAAAUUAUUACUUUUUACUGCUCAACUGCAGCAUUGUAAGCAUGAGUUUCGUUUCCAAUUUCUGAAAUUCUGGAAUUUUUAUGACAAUAUUUAAUAAAAACCUAUGGCCUAAAUAAAAAAUCAACUUCCUGAAGUUACUAGAUUUUAACUUUUUCUUUUAAAUGCAACAAACCUCAUUAAAUUAAGUGCAGUGGUUGCUGAGAAAGGUUUCGUUUAACCCCACAAGGUAUUAGUCCUUGCUGCUUUGAAGCCCUGCAGCAAUUGCAGAGAUGUGUAAAAAGGUUUCGUUUAACCCCACAAGGUAUUAGUCCUUGCUGCUUUGAAGCCCUGCAGCAAUUGCAGAGAUGUGUAUGGACAAGUGCGUGAAAUUUAAGUAAUCCUUGUAGUCCAUGUCAAGUGGUGGGAUGUAAAGGGGCCUUGAAACACUUUUUAUCAAAGCGGAGAAAGGCAUCUCAAGUGAAAAUAGGCUAUUUCAGAAAUGCUUUGCCACAAAAAGUACUUCAGUGCAUUCAGCAGAAGCAGAGUUAAUGGAAAUCAAACAAGGCGUCCACUGUGCCCCCGUUCCUCAAAGACUGCAGCGUAGUGGGGCAUGCCCACAAUGCUCUGCCUUAUAAAUGUCACUGUGGCGCACAGUUAAAAUUUCAUUUUGGAUGCUAACGUAGACACCCAGACUUCCGCCUUUGGUGCCUACAACGCGUCAAACAUAAGCCAAACGCAGUUGUCCUCACCGAGCCGUAGUGCGCUUAGCCAGUCAACCCCUGGCGGCUGCAGUAUCUACACCAUGUAGCCGACCACAGCUUGAUGUCAGCUAUCGCCCAGUAGCAGCCAUCUAAGGGAAUGAUGAACUAGUGCAUCCGAUGAAGGAAUAGUGCAUCUAGAAAAGUGCAAGGACAGGGUAUUCUAUUGAAAGGAGAGCAUUUGAGAGGAAGGCAACUUCGCGAUCCACUUGCGAGCUCUACGCACCGUGUACGACAGAAAAACUUGGCCGAAGUGUUUACACCAGCAUAUACUACCCGCGGACUAUGUUAUUUCACCAAGAUCAAGGGGUCAUUCAGUGCCCCUUUAAACAGUUUCUACCAUUACAGAAGAGCAGUAUGCAGCAAACAAGUGUACAGUUAGCAUUUGACUUGCAGGUUCUGCUGUUCAUGCUUCUUUUUUUCUAAUUUAACAAUAAAACAUGUGCAAGAUGU